This is a messenger RNA of Cannabis sativa, 4716 nucleotides long. RefSeq names its product histidine kinase 4. NCBI's taxonomy places the organism in Eukaryota, Viridiplantae, Streptophyta, Magnoliopsida, Rosales, Cannabaceae. Bases 1256 to 4231 code for a protein of 991 amino acids. The record is from RefSeq and is a predicted model, not a curated record. Gene Ontology annotation, molecular function: phosphorelay sensor kinase activity. The transcript is spliced from 11 exons. Gene Ontology annotation, biological process: phosphorylation; phosphorelay signal transduction system.
AAUCUUCAUCUUUUUCUUUCUUUCUUUCAAAAGCUUCAAUCUUUUUUUUUUUUUUGGCCAAGAGAGAAAAUGAAGUUCCACCAUUUUUGUCAAAAUGUGAGCUAGCUGAGUUGAGAGAGUAGAAAAAACUAAUACAGAGACAAAGAAAAAAAGGGAGGAAGGGGAGUGGUUUGAAAAAGACAUAAUAUUUUACAGAAGAGAGAGAAUAGUUUAUAUAGAUAUUGGAGAAGAAGGGGGAGACAAGACCGUAUCUGUAAAAAUAAUAAAAAAAAAUUCGAUUCAAAGUUUGCUUUUUUAUUAUUUUAAGCAUUGGAAGACUGCAUUUGAAUAAAAAAAAAAGGAAGAAGAAGAAGAAGAAGGAAAGAGAAAGAAAGAGAUUAUUAGUAUUCACAUUGGAACAAUCCAACCCACCUAGCCAAAACCCAAUUCUCUGUUUUUUUCUUUCUUAUUCAUUGUAUUAACACCAUACUAUUACUACCCAGCUCCUUCUUUCUCUCUCUGAGUGUUUAAAGGUUGGUUUUUUAUGCUUAGCUGUGUUGUGUGUGUGUUUUGGGGUCAAUCUCUUACUCUUCUCUGGUUUCCCCAUUAUUAAUUAUUAUUAAUUAGUAUUAUUAUAUGUAAGAAAAACAGUGAACGUGCUUCUUCUUUGUCUAGAUGCCUCAAAAGCUCAACUAAACAUCACGCUUUGGGUUUGGAGGGACAUGAUUAGAGUUCUCUCUCCAUUUUUUUAAUCCAAGUUUCUUCCUUUUUCUACAUUCACAGCCUGAGACACCACAAUUUCUUUAUUUUUCUUUGUUUGGAAAGAGAAAUGAGAAAGCUUGUUUUGGGAAUUUGAGCUCUUUUUUAUUUUUCUUUUGGGGUUUUGCAUCUUUUGAGAGCCAUGCUUGUUUCUCAAAUUUGAAGUUUUUAUUUUUUUUCCACCUUUUUGAGUUCUGGGUCUCUCUCUCUCUUCUUCAAAGAAUAUAAAGGAGGUGUCUUUUUUUCUUUCUGUUCCAGAAAAAUUCAAUUAUAUUUUGCUUGGUUCUUAAGCUGGUUUCUAUUGAAUCCAAGAAAUAAAUACUGUAAUGAUGAAAAAACUGGUGUCCUGAAAAUUAGUCAGUACUUUUUAAGAGAGUUGCUGUGAAUGAAAAUGUUCUGAUUUGCUGAGGUGGGUUUUUCUCUUUGAGCAUAGUUAUGCAGUGGGUGAAAGUUGAAGAGAAAGAGGAGGAAGAAGAAAAGAGUGUUUUUUGGGUGUUUUUAUGAAAUAAUAAUAAUAAUGGGUCUGAAGAUGCAGCACAACCACCAUUCUGUGGUUGUUAGGUUGAAUGAACAGAUGGGAACCAAAACAGGUUACACUUGGGUUCAGGCUUACAGAACUUGGUUUAGAAAGAUGUUUAUAUUCUGGUUAAUUCUUAUGGUCAUAUUUGGUUGGGUUCUCUACAACAGAAUGGAUACUAAAAACAUAGAAAGAAGGCAAGAAGUGCUGACCAGUAUGUGUGAUCAGAGGGCUAGGAUGUUGCAAGAUCAGUUUAGUGUUAGUGUUAACCAUGUUCAUGCCCUUGCUCUCCUUGUUUCAACUUUUCAUUACUACAGGAACCCAUCUGCAAUUGAUCAGGAAACUUUUGCUGAUUAUACAGCAUGUACCUCAUUUGAAAGACCUUUACUGAGUGGAGUGGCAUAUGCAGAGAGAGUAAUUCAUUCUGAAAGAGAGAGUUUUGAGAGGCAACAUGGUUGGACUAUAAAGACAAUGGAGAAGGAGCCGUCACCGCUCCGGGAUGAGUAUGCGCCUGUGAUCUUUUCACAGGAGACAGUAUCUUACAUUGAGUCUCUUGACAUGAUGUCGGGCGAGGAAGAUAGGGAGAACAUCUUGAGGUCUAGGGCCACUGGUAAAGCUGUUCUUACAAGUCCCUUUAGGCUGCUCGGUUCUCAUCAUCUUGGCGUGGUGUUGACAUUUCCUGUUUACAAAUCCAAACUCCCUCCGCACCCAACUGUGAAGGAGCGAAUUGAAGCAACUGCAGGAUACCUUGGUGGAGCCUUUGAUGUUGAAUCUCUUGUGGAGAAGUUGCUUGGGCAACUUGCUGGGAAUGAAGAGAUUUUGGUCUAUGUAUACGAUAUAACAAAUUCGUCUGAUAAACUAAUCAUGUAUGGUCGCCAAAAUCAAGACGAAGACAUGUCUCUUUUGCAUGAAAGCAAACUCGAUUUUGGAGAUCCAUUCAGAAAACAUAAGAUGAUUUGCAGAUAUCAUCAGAAGGCCCCGGUGCCAUGUUCGGCAAUUUUCACUGUAAUUAUAUUUUCCAUUAUCUGGUACUUAGCUGGUCAUAUCUUAUAUGCUGCUGUAACUCACAUUGUAAAAGUUGAGGAUGAUUUCCAUGAAAUGCAAGAACUGAAAGUCCGAGCUGAAGCUGCUGAUGUUGCAAAAUCCCAGUUUCUUGCUACUGUUUCCCAUGAGAUCAGGACACCCAUGAAUGGUGUUCUUGGCAUGCUUGGGCUGCUUUUAGACACAGAUUUAAGCUCAACUCAGAGGGAUUUCGCUCAAACUGCUCAAGUUUGUGGACGGGCACUGAUAGCAUUGAUAAAUGAAGUGCUUGAUCGUGCGAAAAUUGAAGCAGGGAAGUUAGAACUUGAAGCGGUGCCAUUUAGUCUUCGUUCCAUUUUAGAUGAUGUUCUUUCCUUGUUCUCUGAAACGUCUAGAAAUAAAGGCGUAGAGCUGGCUGUGUUCGUCUCCGAUAAAGUUCCAGAUCUUGUUAUGGGGGAUCCAGGAAGAUUCAGACAGAUUGUUACUAAUCUUGUGGGGAACUCUGUUAAGUUCACCGAACGGGGGCAUAUAUUUGUCAAAAUUCAUCUAGCUGAACCUGCAAAGACUUUGAUAAACGAUUCUUGUUUGAAUGGAGGGUUAGAAAAUAUUGCACUAACACCUGGCGGUCGUCAAUUUAACACAUUAAGUGGUCUCGAAGCAGCCGAUGAACAGAACUGCUGGGAGACCUUUAGACAUCUAAUUACUGAAGAAGGAGCAACCACCUACGAAAUUUCUGACCACGUCACUUUGACCUUAUCCGUUGAGGAUACAGGAAUAGGGAUCCCUUUAUCAGCACAGGAUCGAAUUUUCACACCGUUCAUGCAGGCAGACAGCUCAACUUCCAGACACUAUGGAGGAACCGGUAUAGGCUUGAGCAUCAGUAAGUGUUUGGUUGAACGAAUGGGUGGUAAAAUUAGCUUCGUAAGUCGACCUCAGGUUGGAAGUACAUUUUCAUUCACUGCUACUUUCGAGAGGUACAAGAAAAACGCUUUCAAUGAAGUGAAAAGGCCUAUUACUGAAGAAUUGCCUUCUGAUUUUAGAGGACUGAAAGCAAUAAUAGUCGAUGAGAAACCUGUUAGAGCUGCUGUAACAAGUUACCAUUUGAAGAGACUUGGUAUACUGGUUGAAGUUGCUAGUAGCAUAAAAAUAGCGGUUUCUUUAUCUACGAAAAAUGGUUCUGUCAUAACUAAAAAUGUAAAGCAGGCUGAUUUAAUCCUAGUUGAGAAGGAAUCGUGGAUAUCUGCUGAAGACGGUGGCAUUAACAUAAGAUUUUUGGACUGGAAACAGAAUGGAAAUGUAUUCAAGUUUCCUAAGAUGAUUCUCCUUGCAACUCAUAUUAGCAGUACUGAAUUCGAGAAGGCGAAGGCUACUGGUUUUCUAGACACUGUGAUUAUGAAACCGCUGAGAGCAAGUAUGGUGGCUGCGUGUCUUCAGCAAGUGGGUAUAGGCAAGAAGAGGCAGGAGGGAAAGGACACGCCCGAUGAGUCUUGUGCCCUUAAGAACAUGCUAUGUGGCAAGAACAUUUUGGUGGUUGAUGACAAUAUUGUUAACCGAAGAGUUGCUGCAGGUGCGAUAAAGAAAUAUGGAGCUCGUGUGGAGUGUGCAGACAGUGGUAAAAAGGCACUAGAAUUGCUUCAACUACCUCACGGUUUCGAUGCUUGCUUUAUGGAUAUUCAAAUGCCCGAAAUGGAUGGGUUUGAGGCAACCCGUCUAAUUAGAAAGAGGGAGAGCGAAGCAAAUCAACAAAUGAACGGGGGAUCCACCGUUGAAGGAAUUGCCCGAAAAGAUGAGUGGCACACACCAAUUCUAGCCAUGACAGCUGAUGUGAUUCACGCUACGUAUGAAGAGUGCCUUAAAUGUGGGAUGGAUGGUUAUGUUACGAAGCCUUUCGAGGAUGAGAAUCUCCAUGAAGCACUUGGUAAGAUCUUCAACUCUAAACCUGUUCCAGGGUCAUAACAAGAACUCCCGAAAAACAAACCUAUCACAUUCCGAAGCACAGGAAACUGUUGGGCAUGUUGACCAUUACCAGCAAUUUUGGAUGUCACGACAGGCAUUAUGUUUUCCCUAGCUGAAAAUGGUGACAAUGAGUUGGUUCUAAGAAUACCGACAUCUCAGAUGAUAUACAGGUUUGCACAUUCAUGUGUAACGAACUUUUUGAAGUUAACAAUGAUUAGAAGAAUCUGAGUACAUGUAUACUACAGAAGAGAACAGAACACCCUCCAAAAAUUCUCCACUUGUAUGUGUAUAUAGAUCCUUAGGUGGGAGUAGGAGCCAAACAUGUAAAUCAUAUUAUUUUUUGUAUGUUUUCCAUUGAAAAACUUUCCUUUUCCUUCCAUGAUUGAAACUUCUCCAUUUGUUGACACUGAAGAGUUACUUUCUUUUUACUGUAUAUUAUAAUAUUGGUGGGCAACACCGUCUCGGUCGGUUGUCUCAGCUUGACA